Molecule: messenger RNA, 438 nt
Organism: Penicillium lagena
Lineage: Eukaryota; Fungi; Ascomycota; Eurotiomycetes; Eurotiales; Aspergillaceae
Gene: pin1
Product: peptidylprolyl isomerase ESS1
Exons: 2
Coding region: 1-438 (145 amino acids)
Cellular component (GO): cytosol; nucleus
Molecular function (GO): peptidyl-prolyl cis-trans isomerase activity; protein binding
Source: RefSeq, a predicted model, not a curated record
AUGGCCGACUCGGGUCUUCCAACAGGAUGGGAAGUUCGACACUCGAACUCCAAGAACCUCCCUUACUACUUCAACCCGGCCACCAAGGAGUCCCGCUGGGAACCUCCCGCCGACACCGAUACUGAGAAGCUGAAGGUAUAUAUGGCGCAGCACCACACACCCGCCGCGCGCCCGGAUGCUUCGGGACAAGGCGAGGGCAAGAUCCGCUGCAGCCACCUGCUCAUCAAGCACCGCGACAGCAGACGCCCCAGCAGCUGGCGCGAGGCGGAGAUUACCCGGUCGAAGGAAGAGGCUAUUGAGAUUCUCAAGGGCCACGAGCAGCGCAUUCAGUCUGGUGAGACUAGCUUGGGGGACCUUGCCGUGUCGGAGUCGGAUUGUAGUAGUGCGCGGAAGAAGGGUGAUCUGUACGUUUUUUGUUUUCUGGCGUGUCGAUCUUAA